AUGCGCUUGCCACGGGCCCUGCUGCUGCUCGCCCUCCUGGGCCUGGCCACCGCCAGCCUGGCGCUCUCCUCCUGCCCCACGCUCGACCUCGAGCACGUCCGCAAGAAGCGCGUGGAGGCCAUCCGCGGCCAGAUCCUCAGCAAGCUGCGCCUCACCAGCCCCCCGGAGACGGCGGGGCCCGGCCACGUGCCCUACCAGGUCCUCGCCCUCUAUAACAGCACCCGCGAGCUGCUGGAGGAGCUGGAGGGCGAGAAGGAGGAGAGCUGCGCGCAGGACGGCACCGAGUCCGAGUACUACGCCAAGGAGAUCCACAAGUUCGACAUGAUCCGGGGCCUCCCCGAGCACAACGAGUUGACCUACUGCCCCAAAGGUGUCACUUCGAACGUCUUCCGCUUCAAUGUGUCUUCAGCAGAAAAGAACAGCACCAACCUCUUCCGAGCUGAAUUUCGUGUCUUGCGAGUGCCAAACCCCAGUUCCAAACGCAUCGAGCAACGCAUUGAGCUCUUCCAGAUUCUGAAGCCUGAUGAGCACAUCGCAAAGCAGCGUUACCUCAGUGGCCGGAACGUGAUGACGCGGGGCUCCCCCGAGUGGCUGUCCUUUGAUGUCACAGAGACUGUGCGUGAAUGGCUUCUGCAUAGAGAAUCUAACCAGGGAUUGGAGAUCAGCAUCCACUGCCCAUGCAAUACCUUCCAGUCAAAUGGUGACAUCUUGGAGAACCUGCAUGAAGUUCUGGAGAUCAAGUUCAAAGGCAUCAACAGCGAAGAUAGCCACGGGCGAGGGGACUUAGGGAGUCUGAAGAAGCAGAAAGACCUUCACAAUCCCCACUUGAUUUUGAUGAUGCUGCCCCCGCAUAGGCUUGGAAGUCCAGCCGUAAGAAGCCAAAGGAAAAAACGAGCACUAGACACCAAUUACUGCUUUCGGAACCUGGAAGAGAACUGCUGUGUACGCCGUCUCUACAUCGACUUCCGGCAAGACCUGGGCUGGAAAUGGGUUCAUGAGCCCAAGGGGUAUUUUGCCAACUUUUGUUCUGGACCAUGCCCAUACCUCCGCAGCGCAGACACAACUCACAGCACGGUGCUUGGCCUGUAUAAUACCCUGAAUCCUGAAGCCUCGGCCUCCCCCUGCUGUGUGCCCCAGGAUCUGGAGCCCCUCACCAUCUUGUACUAUGUUGGAAGGACACCCAAAGUGGAGCAGCUGUCCAAUAUGGUGGUGAAAUCCUGCAAGUGUAGCUGAAAGGGACUCAGCACCACCAGUAGCUGAGGAACUGCAAUGAUCCGCUCUCUGUUCACUGA
Messenger RNA from Euleptes europaea (tarantolino), 1292 nucleotides. RefSeq names its product transforming growth factor beta 3 (gene TGFB3). Gene Ontology annotation, molecular function: type II transforming growth factor beta receptor binding; type III transforming growth factor beta receptor binding; cytokine activity. The coding region runs from base 1 to 1233 and encodes 410 amino acids. The record is from RefSeq and is a predicted model, not a curated record. Gene Ontology annotation, biological process: transforming growth factor beta receptor signaling pathway; SMAD protein signal transduction; BMP signaling pathway. Lineage: Eukaryota; Metazoa; Chordata; Lepidosauria; Squamata; Sphaerodactylidae. The transcript is spliced from 7 exons. Gene Ontology annotation, cellular component: extracellular region.